AUGAGACAACGACGACGAUAUCCUGCUGUGAUAGAUCUGUUUGGUAGCACUGGUUCUUUGAUAGAAUCCAGAGGUGCUUUGUUAGCAUCCCAUGGAUUUAUUACUUUAAGUUUGGCUUAUUUUGGUUAUAAAGACUUACCUUCAGUCAUCACCGAGGUUGAUUUUGAAUAUUUCGAAGAGGCUAUUGAGUGGUUUAUUAACCACGAGCAAGUUUCCAGUGAGAAUGGUAUAGGUGUUUUAGGAACAUCUCUAGGAGGAAUAAUAGCUCUAUACAUAGUGAAACAGUGUCCACAAGUAAGCGCUGUUAUAAGUAUUAACGCUUCGCCAGCCUUCUUUGUUUUUAGCAUCCGCCAUAAUGGUAAACAGCUUCCAAGCUCUUCUCUGGACUAUGGCAGUUUUAAAGUGAAAGAUGAUGGGAGUUUAUUGGCAUUGUGGAAAGUAGAUGAAUCUAAACUGUUUUAUUUCGAUGAGACUUGUCGUAGCAAAGUAUUGUUUCUUAUUAGCGGUGAUGACCAGGUGGUUUAUACAAGUGACUAUUACCUCUGGUUUGACAAGUUAACACCAACCAAGAGAAAAGAUGUUGAAUUUAUUAUGUAUGAGGGUGCAGGUCACCUUUUGGAACCCCCAUACACCCCUCUGUUUCACACUUGUUAUACUGCUUUGUAUGGCCGUCCAACGGUAUUUGGGGGUUAUCCUCGACCACAUGCUGAAGCACAAGAAAAGUCCUGGUUAAAGAUAAGGGAAUUUUUUGCUGAAAAUCUAUAAAAAUUUCAACAGUGAUUUGAUAGUGUAGUUUAUAUUUGUGAUAACGAGAUCAAUAAUGGUUAUAAGGCAGCAAGCUGUCAGAACUGGUAGUGCUCGAGGCAAAAUGCUUGACGGCAUUUUGUCUGUCAGUAUGUUCUGAGUUCAAAUUCCAUCAAGGUUGGCUUUACGUCUCUUCCUUUUGGUAUUGCUAAAAUAAGUACCAGUUGAAACACGGAUCAGUGUAAUUGACUCAUCCCCUCCUCUCAUCGUCUGAUAUUGCUGGCCUUGUACCAAAGAUUGAAAUCGAUAUUAAUGAUUGCAAUGAGGAUGAGAAUCAGAUGAUGACUAUUUUACAACAAUUAUAAUGUUUUUAAUUAUGAAAUAAAGACACAUUUAUAUUGUU
This is a messenger RNA of Octopus bimaculoides (California two-spot octopus), 1147 nucleotides long. Its product is annotated as acyl-coenzyme A amino acid N-acyltransferase 1. The record is from RefSeq and is a predicted model, not a curated record. Gene Ontology annotation, molecular function: fatty acyl-CoA hydrolase activity. Gene Ontology annotation, biological process: acyl-CoA metabolic process; fatty acid metabolic process. NCBI's taxonomy places the organism in Eukaryota, Metazoa, Mollusca, Cephalopoda, Octopoda, Octopodidae.